CCAGAGCUUCCUCUCUUGGCUGGCUUCGGGAGGCUUGUGGUACUAUUCAACGCACCUAGUGAGAGGGGGACCUUAACCGACAGUCUGGCUCGGCCGCUAGUGCUCGAAGAGAACAAGGAAGCUUACACAGCAGCUCAGAAAUCUCGAUGGUGGCUCAGACAGUCGAUAACCGCCUGCGCAAGAUUCGUUCCAGCUUGUCUCUUUGGCACGCCGGUUCUUCCAAAACCACAUCGGGCUGGGACAAGUCAAAAGGGCCUUCCACCGGGAUAGGAAACCAGCGUUCCAGACGCUUGCUCAAUUAUCCGCCAGCCACUGCCCGAGCCCCUGUCGUUAGGGAGACACUGCGUACUCAAACUAGAGACAUCGUGCCAUUUUCAGCAAUCCGGCCAGAGUGGUCUGGGUUGCUCAUCCACCUUCUGUCAAUAGUCGGUGCCAUAGGGUUCUGCAGGCUGGUCGGGCCGCCGGGACGGAUUGGUUUCGUGGCUGUACUUUCGUUCGGCCCUCGUUCUAAAAUCCCACCUUGCGGCCGGACAACUUGUUGAAGCCAAGAUUCUUCCAGGACACUGCUCCUACCGGCCAAGCCCUAGCGGAACGUAUGCUGUUGGUUUCGCCCGCUUUCAGACAUCCCAGCAGUAUCAUGGCAAGGUUAAUUCGUUCGGGGGUUCAACACAACAUUGACGCUCAGACCCAGUUCUUCACACCUCUCAUCUAUCCUGCCGCUUUGCAGAUUGCGCACAUUUCUUCGAGGCUAAAAUGGGGUGAGCGCACGGCCGAGGGUGAGCCCUGAGCCGUUCCGCCCCGAUUUCCAACGAAAUCCACGAGAAUCGGGCGGUAGUGCCCAUGAAGGGUAGCUCUGUAUCCCUGUUUCCGAUUCACGCGAUAUGUUCGCCGAUCGGACGGCGGGCCCCGGAU
Molecule: messenger RNA, 912 nt
Organism: Colletotrichum godetiae
Lineage: Eukaryota; Fungi; Ascomycota; Sordariomycetes; Glomerellales; Glomerellaceae
Exons: 3
Coding region: 147-542 (131 amino acids)
Source: RefSeq, a predicted model, not a curated record